AUGAUCGAGGUAUCAUUUUUAAACAAAAUAUUAAUACUCGGCAACAAUUCUCUUCGUCAUCUUGGAAUUCCAAAAAAUGAAUUAAACGAAUUUGGAAUUAAUCAAUUUAAAAAUUAUUUACGCCAAAAAAUAAUAAAAAAAGAAUAUUUUGGGGAUUUUACUGAAAAAGUAGUUGAACAUAUUUCUAAUUUUUAUUUGAAUUAUGACAAACCAGAAAAAUUGGAUAAUUGGUUUUAUCUGGAAAGGAUUGUUUAUUUAAUGACCGAUAUUCAAUUUAUCAUUCCAUUAGCAACAGAAAUUCAAAAUAAACAAGGAUGGCCUCUCCACAUUUACAUUAACAAAUAUAUUAAUAAAAAAUUAAUUCCAUCGGAAAUUAAAAUUAAAAGUUUUUUCUAAUUAAAAAUUUGAGGAGAAAAAAUAAAUUUAAAGAAAAUUUUCACGAUAAUGACCAUCGCUAUGUUUUUAGAAAUCCAUAUUCUGAUUUUACUUAUGACGAAAAUGAUUUAAAAAUGGAGGCGUUAAUGACCGAUUUUAUUUCGAAUUUUGUUAUUUAUGGGCAAGUUUUAUUUGAAAAUUUAAUAAAUUAUUUUUAUAGAGGGGCGAGAACAUGGGCAGAUUUUAGUGUAUAACAGAGGAAGAGUAGGGUUAUGUCGAGGAGUCAAGUUCCUUUCCGGAUCUUGUCUUGUCGUAAAAGUUUUGAGUAACUCGUCAUCUCUCUGUUCAGACGACUCCUUGAUACGGACGACUCCUUGAUAACUAGGAGUUGCAUGUUUCGGAUAGAUCCUAUCCGUCCAUUCAAAAUUUAAUGAAAAGCUCGAGAAUAACAGGAUA
This is a messenger RNA of Meloidogyne enterolobii, 831 nucleotides long. Lineage: Eukaryota; Metazoa; Nematoda; Chromadorea; Rhabditida; Meloidogynidae. The record is from the annotation of a GenBank genome assembly.